Zasmidium cellare ATCC 36951 is the source of this 438-nucleotide messenger RNA. RefSeq lists its product as uncharacterized. The transcript has a single exon. The coding region runs from base 1 to 438 and encodes 145 amino acids. NCBI's taxonomy places the organism in Eukaryota, Fungi, Ascomycota, Dothideomycetes, Mycosphaerellales, Mycosphaerellaceae. The record is from RefSeq and is a predicted model, not a curated record.
AUGCAACCUUCCCCGAGCAUCGAUUCGAACGCACCUGUCGACGUCCGUCAAUCUACGGAAAUGCCAGAGCAUGUCUGUUCGACCUUCUAUGAAGCGCUCAACAUUGUUAAAGACCAAUGCACAACAUCUAUGGAACGCUUUGUAACAAAAUGGGCCUCCGUUCUAAGCUCCAACACUCGCAAAGUCGACAAAGACCAAUGUGCAUCACCUAUGAAACGCUCUCUAGCAAAAUUGGCCUCCGUACUGAGCUCCAACCCUCGCAUAGUCGACAAAGACCAGAAAGCUAUCGUGGAAGACAUUCAGAAAGCAUUCGAUCAAAUCAAUUCGGCCGAAUUUUUACACUACGAAACUGGCAACGACGUUGUCUACGCUGGACACAAGUUCAGCUUCCACACUAUUGAAACUGCAAUGCAUUUCAAAGUAAAAUCGGAGGAGUAG